AUAAAAUAUGAUAGAGCGCCAACCAACAAAACCUGUAAUUUUGCGUGGGACAUAAUGUUCGCAAAAAUUGAACGCUUCACGAUCGUUUAUUGAAUUUUAGGGGAAGACGGAAAAUUUUGCAAAUAUUGGAUCGUGAGUGGAUUUCCGCGGCACCGCGGCGAGAAAGAGAAAGAUGUCUUACGCCGAGCAUGGACCCCGUAUUUUUUUGACGGGCAAACCCGACGGCGGUGUACCUUUGACUUACGGGGAUUACAUUCUGCCACAGAAAAGAUCGGAAGGUCGCUUGAAGCUGUACAAUUCGUGUACGGAUAUUCGGGCGUGGAGUCCGAACGUCUUGGAGGGCACGCGCUACUUUCGCGAGCUCAGCGAGCAUGCGAAACCUUUGCCGGUGAAACUGAUACCAUCCAGCGUGAUAAUAGAAAACAUGAUGGCACUUACGGCACAAGCUCAGCGUGAGCUGCGAGUCGCGCGGCGGGAACUGCAGCGAUACAGAUCAUUAAAUCUGACCCCGGAGCAACGGGAGCACCUGGAGAAUCUCGAUAGAGCCACUGACGGGACCAACGAUGAGACGGAGGGAAUGAGAAUUGGAUCUGUGAUAAGACCGCUCUCUCAGGGGCAUAGAUUAUUCAUCAACGCGGGCAGGACCGCAUCCCUGCAAUGUUCCGACACUUUUUUGUCGAUUUACUUUCGCCCGGACGGAUUUCGAUAUUACGGCAGAGGCGGCUAUCCGCCUCUGUUAGCUAAUACGCGCGUACCGAGAGAGAGCCUGAACGCGAAUCCAUUAUCGGAAAAUAAUACUUAUCUGGUGUCGCGCGUAACGUCCUGCAAUAUAUUAACCGAGGCGAGAAACAUGCGAGAGUGCAACGAGCGAGCGAGCAUCUGCGUCGAGUAUGUCGACGCGUCUUCCCAAGCGACGCAAGAGGUACGCGAGAUGGGUGUGCAAACGGAAGAGUGUAAGGAGAACGACGAGAAACAGUCUAAUGUCGAUUCGCUCUCCAGUGAAUACUACAAAACCAGCGAAAGCGUAUCCACGUCCGAAACCGAGUUAGAGAACUCGGAUUCCGAGACCUGCGAGAGGAGCCACAAGGGAGUGAUUAUUCAGAAGGAUUCGGAAAUUAUCGUGCUGAAGAACGAGCUUGGCAUGAAGGAGGACGAGCUGGAGGAGCAGCGGGAGCUGAUCAGGCAUUUGCAGACGCUGUUAAAGGAGAAGGACGAGAGCUCGGGCAUUCUGAGACGUAAUUUCAAUACUCUGCAAGAGAGAUUGCAAAUGACGAGCGACAGGCGCGACGACGAGAUGGAAGAUCUGAGCGUAAAACUCUCCUCAUUCGAGUUCCUGGUGGAUCAGUUGAAAGCGGAGUUAGCUAGAAAAUGUCAAGUUUGUUAUUUCCAAUCGCAGGAAAUCCAGAAACUUAGGAUGGAAGCUAAGGAGGUAGAAUUACUUUCCGUGGAAAACGAAUCGCUCACGCGGAAGGUGAAGGAAAUGGAGCAUUUAUCGAGAGAGGCGGAGAGCUGCGGUAUCGCUUUAGAGCAGAUGAAAAAUGUCUGGUGGGAACGUGAUAUGCUUCAAAAGCAAUAUCGCGAGCUAAGUUGCACGUUGGCGGACAAAGAAGACGAAAUAAAACAACUAUCGACGUUGAUAAAGCAAAAGUCUGCUGCGGCUGACACUCGUGAGGUAGAGAUGAAUGGUAUAGUGGCCGACUUGAGAAAUGAGAUUCAGGCGAAAAGCGACAAGAUCUCGCAGUGCGAGAUGCAGCUAGUCUGCAUGGAGCGGGAGGUCGGUAAUCUGACCAACAUGCUGAAAAGUAGCCUGAACAAUUUCGACGAGUCUAAGAUAGCGUACGAGGGCGUUUGCGAUUACACCAAGUGCGAGCACGACACUUGCUUAGACGUGCAGAGCGCGUUGUCCGCUUUAAAUGCGUUCAUAGCCGAGUUGGAGGAGUGUAAGCUAGAACGGCGUAAUCGUCUGCGGGAGAUAGAUAACUUAAAGGCUUAUGUGGCAUGUUACAGCCAAGAGACCGUCAGCGAAAUUACAAACACAGAUUUUGAUACCGGACACGGAUUGAUUCAGCCGGCUGCAGAAGAUACUUCAACGUCGAGUAAUGACGGCUGUCAUUCGUCCAAGGAACUAGUUAGCGUUCAGAUUCAGUCGGACGACGUUGAUACUACCACAACAUGCUCAGAAGAAUCAGAAAAAGCGAAGUUGAACGAAGUAAUCUCGUAUGAGGAUAUCGAUCGUGCCCUCGCCACGCACAUCAAACGUUCCAUCGACAAGAUACAUGAAAUAUCCACGGUACUUCAAGGUGCCGGUGAUCACCACGUGCAAAUCGUCAAAGAGUACGCGAAGCAACAGCACGAGCUGCAAAAGAAGGACCUCGAGAUCACGGAAUUGAAGCAAAAAGUGGCGGAGCACGUGUUGCGAAGGGGUGAGGGCGACUGCGCGAUUCGGGAGCAAUUGCGGAAAAAGAUGUUGGAGAAGGAGAGGUUGUUGGAGGCUGUAAUAAGUAAAAGGGACUCGAAGAUCGAGAGGCUCCGCGAACACCUCACCGCGUUGGAAAAUGACAUUCUCUCGUACCGCACGGAGUGCGACACGUUGAAGCUCGAGAACGCCGAGCUCGUCGAUGCGAAGAGCGCACUUUCGAGGGAGAACGACGCGCAGGGUGAAGAGAUGAGAGCGCAGAGGGACCAGAUGCGCAAGUUGACUCAGCAGAUAGACGAUUUGAGGCGGACCGUCGAUGUGCUGAGGGAGGAAACGAACAAUGUCGAGAACAUGAGAAAGAAAUUGAUCGACCUGCAGAUGAAGAACAACGAUCUUACGAAUAAGCUCAUACAGGCGAACGAGACCGUCUCCAGGAACGCUGAGAUCAUCGCGGAGCUCGAGUGCAAGGACGAGAAGAACAGGAUGGCACUGACGCACGGCAGCAUCAAAUACGACGCGAUGGUGACGCAGAAGCACGGCGACAUCGUGAAGCUGCGGGACGAGAAUCAAUCGCUGCGCGAUCAGUUAACGGAGGCCGAGGUCAAACUCGCGCGGAGUAACAACACGAUAUUAUCGUUGAGGCAAGAGAGCGACAAUGCGGCCGCGAUAAAUGUCCUGCAGGCGAGCCUGUCGGGCCUGGACGUGGAUAAGGAGAGGCUGCUGGCGCGAGUGGACUAUCUCAAGGGCGAAAUCGCGAGCUACCGGAGCUCCACCGCGAGCGUCGAGAGUAGACUGCAGGUGUUAUCGCACGGCAAUGAGACAUUGAGGGCGGACAUAGAGACGGUAAGAAGUACCAACGAUCAGCUGUUGUAUCCCCACGAGAAUGCGGUGAAGUCAUCUCUGAAGGACGCGCUGUACACGCUUCCCAAGAAAAUUUACGAGACAAUUCUGCGUCUCCAGACAGACAUUCGAGAAUACGGUAGAGAGAACGCGUCUGAACGCUGUCAGGAUAAAGAAACUCUCGAAAUCGAAGAUGAGGGAGGAAAGCAACAAACAAAAAUAUAUGCUGAGAAGUCUUAUCAAGAAGAUGAGGACACAUUAGAUCCGGUCGCUCGAGAAGUGGAUUGUAAUUCUGAAAACGUUGCGGACAAGUUGAGAUUUCUUGAAAGACAAUACGAGGAAAAACUGCAAGAAAUUGAAAAUCUGAUGGACGACGUAAAACUGAGAGAUCGCGAAAUAAAGAAUCUCCAGGAGUGCGUUACCUAUUUGUUGCAGGAGAAAAACGAUCUGCAAACUACAGUUAAACAACAAGUGGAUGAAUAUCAGAACAAAUUAACGUUGCUGAAGAAAAAGUAUGACGGCAGCUUGAUUGCUCUUCGUAAGAGGCAUAACGAACAUGUCGAGAGAUUACAGGCGAGAUUCGAAGAUAUUAUGAAAAUCGAGAAGAGUCCGUUCGACGCGGAGAAUUGGUUGCAGUCGCUGAACUUGAAGGAACUGUCGGAGCUGCAUAAUCGAAUCAAUAUUUUGAUCUCCCACGCGGCCGAGAACACCGAGUCGAAUGCCGCGCGUAUCGAAGCGAAGAAGGAUCGCGAUAGCUGUCGGGAUAAUUCCCAAGAGCAUAGGCUUUACAAUAAAUUCACCUUGCGUAAACGGUACACGAGAGAGGCUAGAUCGUCUGUGAGUAGAAAAACGAGUAAAGAGAAGUUCCACUCCGAAAUUUUCAAUGCUGAAAAUAACGAAACUGUUGCCGUAACGGAAUUAUACUCUCAGGAUUUGAGACUUAAACAGGAGCAUAGUUUUCUCGAGGAUGAGAAGGAACGAAUGGGAAAUGCGGAAUCGUCUGAGAAAUCUAGAAAGACGGAGACAGACCCGGACAGAACUCUUGACUGGCAGAGGGAGAAAUUCAUCUAUCAAUGCAGUGUACAUCACAAAUUGAGUAACGCCCGUUGAUAUACGCGCAACGGAUAUUUCAUAACGCAGAGAGAGAUCUUCAGCGUGAAAAGGGACGCAAGAGGCGAGAUAUUUUAUUAACUUUACUGUAUUCCGUAUUCACGCGUAUUAAGAUUAACGAUGUAUAUUUUAUACAAACCCAAUGGAGAAUAUUAUUAUUUUUUACUCGCUCUUUUUUCUCGAUACACAUACAACCUUUUUACGAUAUUUUUUUCAUCUACGUGCUGUUAUUAUUUGUCUAACGAAAGUUGUACCCGUGUUGUUUUUAUUCGUAGAAAAAACAUGUAUUUAAAAUGGAUUUUGUAACAAAUGCAUAAAUUACAUAAAAAA
Molecule: messenger RNA, 4696 nt
Organism: Wasmannia auropunctata (little fire ant)
Lineage: Eukaryota; Metazoa; Arthropoda; Insecta; Hymenoptera; Formicidae
Product: early endosome antigen 1-like
Exons: 17
Coding region: 173-4366 (1397 amino acids)
Source: RefSeq, a predicted model, not a curated record